Molecule: messenger RNA, 6183 nt
Organism: Pocillopora damicornis (cauliflower coral)
Lineage: Eukaryota; Metazoa; Cnidaria; Anthozoa; Scleractinia; Pocilloporidae
Product: HEAT repeat-containing protein 5B
Biological process (GO): endocytosis; intracellular protein localization; retrograde transport, endosome to Golgi
Cellular component (GO): membrane; Golgi apparatus; endocytic vesicle
Source: RefSeq, a predicted model, not a curated record
AACACGAAUUCCUUUACGCUCUGCUGCUCUUCAUUGUGCAUCCAAGAACUCGACUACCACAACGAAUCAGCCAAAAUGUAGGACGACGACAAACCUCUAAGAGCUUGCAGUAAAUGGAAAGUUCUGUUGAAUUGGCAGGCUGACAACAUGGAUUUCGACACACCGACAUUGACUUAUGAUGAAGAGGACUAUGGCCGAACGCCACCAAAUCAAAAAGCCAUAUUUAUCUACGAAUGGCUCAGGAAUCUGGAAGAUAACAUUACAACUGUCAAGAAGACAGAGGUAAAAAAUUGUCAACAGAAGCUUGAGGAACAACUCUCAAAGCACUUGACUAUAGUCCUUGGACCUCCAACAAGACAGCUGCUCUCCAGAUGCUUUGCACUAUUGUACAGUAUUGGUAACACCACAACAUUGUAUGAAACAGUCAACAAGUGCAGUGAUACCAUCAAGUACAAGGAUGAUUCACAGUCUUACCUUCCAAUAAAACUGUCUGCAGUAACAUGCAUUGGUGCCAUUUAUGAGAAACUAGGACGAAUGGCUGGUGGAUCUUAUCAGGAGACUGUGCAGACUCUAAUCAAAGCAAUGAAAAAUGCUGAGUCUCAAGGACGCUGUGAAAUCAUGCUGAGUCUGCAGCGAGUUUUAAGUGGUCUAGGUAGUAAUGGAGCAGCCUUACACAGAGAUAUUUACAAAGCUGUAAAAGGAGCUUUGACAGACAGAAGCAUGUCAGUUAGAUGUGCAGCCGCAAAGUGUGCAUUGGAGUUAAUGAAACAUGCCAACUUCCUGUACACUUCUGAAUUGGAGGGUGUAAUAUCAACAUGUUUUAAAGCCUUGGAGGGUUCUAAUUAUGAUGUACGAGUCUGUGUUGCUCAACUGAUUGGUACAUUAAUGGCCAUGACGCAACAGAUUUCUUCAGUAACAGCAGCAGCUGGAAAGAACAAGAAGACAUGUAGUCUGGAAGAAGUGUUUGCCUACAUGUCUGGAGGAUUCCUGCGGGGAGGAAUUGGAUUUUUGAAGGGAAGUGGAGGAGAGCUGUUGAAGAGUAUUGCUCCACGAGAAGUGAGAGUUGGAGUUACUCAGGCCUAUGUGAUAUUUUUUACUGAGAUGGGAGGCCUGUGGGUGCAGAGGAACAUCAGCUUGAUCUUGAAAAAUGUUCUGGAGCUCCUUUCCAGUCCUAAAGCCACUCAAACCCAUGUGGAUGCAGUGUACUCCAGACGUUCUAUUUCAUUUAUUCUGCGGGCUGUGCUUGGACGGCAUCUUGGUGAACCAGCUCAGUUAGAUGCAGCAAAGGAACUGUGCAGCUUAAUAACAAAGCAAAUGAAUAAAGUGAACGAUUCUGUGCAUAGUGCAUCAGAUGGCAGCAGUUCAGCUAGUGUUAUUCAGAACACAGAUGAUGUGAUCAACACUCAACACGUUCUUGUGUGUGCUCUGCAAGAACUGGGAUGUUUAGUUCAAGGGCUCAGUACCACAGCCAUGUCUCUUAUUCAGGAGAACCUCUUGGAUCAUGUUCUGUCAGUGUUGCUGCACCCAGCUCCUGCUGCUCAACUGCUUGCUGCCUGGUGUCUGAGGUGCAUCACAGUUGCUGUUCCAUCACAGGCAACACCACUCAUUGACCGGUGUAUCAAUCGUAUCAGUUCCCUCAAGUCAUCUGGGGAAGCAGUUGGAGGUUAUGCCCAUACUUUAGCAGCUCUUGUUGGAGGAGUUCAUAAGUGUCCUCUUGGUAUCCCUCAUGCUAAAGGAAAGGUUGUAUUUAAUGUAGCAAACGAGCUUCUAAAAACUGCUAAUCAGAAUCCAAGACUUGCUCUCCACAAAGCUAAAGCUGGAUGGAUACUCUUGGGAGCAUUGAUGACAUUAGGACCAUCAGUCGUCAAACACCACUUGCCACAGAUGCUUGCUCUGUGGACAAAUGCUUUUCCAAAGACAGUGAAGGAAUUUGAUCAGGAGAAGACCAGAGGUGAUGCAUACACUUGGCAUGUCACAAUGGAAUGUCGUGCAGGAGCACUGUGUUCAAUGGCAAGUUUUUGUGCAAACUGUUCUGCUCUUCUAAAUGAUGACCUCACCAAGCGUCUGCUGUCUACUACUGAUGCAUGUUUAGCAAUGCUUCCAAGCCUACCUCAGAUCAUCAAGCAGCAUGGAAAUCACUUGAAAGCAAGUGCUGCUAUUGUGCGACUGAGAAUGUACUCAGUGCUGACUCUUCUUCCACCAAAAUCUUAUGAAGGAAGUUUUCAUUCUUUGCUACGUAGCUUGGUUGCAGAGUUUACUUUGGCAGAAAAUCCUGCUAUGACAACCACAUCUUUGUUAAAAACUGUGUGCCAUAAAGAUGAUUCUAUUCUUCUUGGGUCAUGGCUUCAAGAAACAGACCACAAGUUUGUGGAGGAGCAGCUACAAACUAACAGUGCAUCAGGGUCAGGAUCUUUAGAACAUGAUCCCUCUUGUAUAUUUGAACGCUGUCCAGUGGGAGAAGACAUUCCUGGUCCAUUACCUUUGGGUGUGGCUGUUAUUGAUGAGUCAAUUAAACUGUUUGGAACUGUGUUCCCAUUUGUGGCUCAAAAGCAUCGUAGCCAGUUAUUAUCUCAUUUUGCUGAGUGUAUUCGUCAAGCAAAGUCCUCCAGACAACAAGCAAUACAAACAAAUGUGUUAACAGCAUUUUUGUUUUCUUUAAAGGGUAUUGCUGAAGCAAAAACUGGUCUGGGUGAUGAAGAUGUAAAGACCACAGCUGUUAAUUUAGUUAUGAAUGCCAUAACAAAUUCAGACCCUAUUGUUCGCUGUGCUGCAGGAGAAGCCCUGGGUCGCAUUGCACAAGCUGUUGGGAGCCCUGUUCUCACCUCAAACAUCACUCAGAAGAUCUUUGACCAACUGAAGGCAGCAAGGGAUGCAGUGUCCAGAACAGGCUACUCUGUUGCUCUGGGCUGUAUCCAUCGUUAUGUGGGUGGAAUGGCUUCAGGUCAUCAUCUUAACAGCAGUGUCAGCAUACUUCUUGCCUUAGCUAAGGAUAAUUCAUCAUCUUUGGUUCAGGUAUGGGCACUACAUGCCUUAGCCCUUAUUGCUGACUGUGGAGGGCCAAUGUUUAGAAGCUAUGUUAAUCCAACAUUGGAGCAAGUUGUUGAUCUGGUAAUGACUGUCCCACCAGCCAUCACAGAGGUUCACCAGUGUCUUGGAAAGUGUUUAGCAGCACUUAUCACCUCAAUAGGACCUGAAUUGCAAGGAACUUCAAAGUCUAUAAGAGAUCUGCGCCUGUCCUGCAUUGUGGCAUGUGCCAUCAUGCAAAACCAUCCAGAUUCCUUAGUACAAGGAGAAGCAAUUAACUGCCUUCAACAACUUCAUGUGUUUGCUCCAAGUCAUAUCAACCUAGGGCUUGUGGUCCGUAAACUCUGUGCCAACCUGUCAAGUCCUCACUUAUUGUUGCGGAGAGCCACAGUAGCCUGCCUGCGUCAACUGUCCCAACGUGAAGCUAAAGAAGUUUGUGAACAUGCAUCAGCUGCUGGAGAGGAGCUUCAUAAGCAACAACAGUCCAGUUAUGCUGUUGUCAUAGGAGACAAAGGCCUGGAAGGGGCACUGUUUGGUAUGUUGGACACAGAAACAGACUCACGCAUGAGAUCUGAUAUUCAUGACACAUUGAACAGCAUGCUGCAGACACUUGCAGCUCAAAACCUGACACAUUGGCUGGGCCUCUGUAGGGAUGUGCUGUCUGCAUCCAAAAGCAGCAAAGCAGCGAAAGGACCAGAAGUUCAAAAGAGGAAUGAAGAACAAGAGGGUGAAGAGGCAGGUGAAGGUGAUACUGACGAAGGUGGAGGAAUGACAGCUGGAGAAGCUCCUGAGGAAACACACCCUAAAGUGGAUCCACGCUGGCCAACCAGAGUGUUUGCAACUGGAUGUAUCAAGAAAAUUAUUGUUGUCUGUCAAUCAAAACAGGGUCAUUUUGAUUUGGCAGUAGCACGCACAUUGCGAGAGGAGACUGGAGAGGAGUUGGAACCUGUGAAGUCUAUGGUUUGUAGUGCAUGGAUUGCUAGUGGUAUCGCAAGAGAUCUUAAUGAUGUACGGAGGAUUCAGCAACUGUUAGUCACCAAGCUGUCAAAAGUUGGGGAGGCUAAAGAUUCUUCUUUACAGCUGUACAAUGAAGCAGCUACUACAAUGGAGAAACUAGCAGUUUUGAAAGCUUGGGCUGAGGUGUAUAUAGUUGCCAUGAAGCAGCAGGACAGUCCAUCACCAGUAAAUGCUGGAGAUGAAGAGUUUUCUGAACCAGCUGGGAGCCUCUUGGAGCUGGUAGAACCUGAGUUGAAGUCUCUCAGUAAAUACUGGCUUGGUGCACUGAGAGAUCAUGCACUUCUUUCUCUACCUGCAGAGUAUGCAUCUCAGUUGCCUCCUCAUGGUGGAAUGUUCUACAGUCCUGACUCAAUGGAGCAAGCCAAGCCACAUUACCAAAGUUGUUGGCCUUCCAUUGUUCAUGCAGCCUCCUUGUGGCUGAACAAUGGUGGAUUUGAAAGCACCAAACGUGAUAUGGAGCAAGGAAUACCAACUGAGCCUCUAAACACAAGCUCUGUUGAUAUGGUGACACCUGCUAAGACACCAACAGAUAUCAAUGCAGACUACUUUCAUUUACUGGUUGGAAUUUGCAUGGAAUCCUUGUGUUCAUCCAGAGCAACACAACCCAACAGUACUGUGUCUGCUUGUCUAAAUGCAUUCUACAGCUUACUGGAUUCUAAGUGGCCACGCACUCUCAUAGGAAAUGAACAAAUCCUCGGUGUUGAAAUGUUAAGUGUGUUACACAGAGUACUGCUCACAAGGGACUCUCGUGAUAUCCACUUGGCUGCCAUGAGAGUUGCCAGACAGAUUGUUAAAGCUGCUCAAGAAUCAUUAGAAGGAAAAAAGGCUGCAACCACAAAUUCUGAGAGCAGCUCAAGUAUAGAUGCAGAGGGAGAGGAUGACUUAACGCCUGGAAGAUCCUUAGUGUUUGGUGUGAUGGAGAUUUGUAUGUGCAUCCUCACAAAACAGCUUCCAAACCUUCUCCCUUCAUCUGCCGCAUCCAGCCAGCAGCCAGUUAUGUUGGUGUCUAUUGGCUCAGGGUUUAGAUCAUUAACAGAGGAGAGCUCCAAACUUAUAUCUGAAGCACUUUCAAUCCUCCCAUGUGUCCCUGGCCUUUGUACACCAGAGACUUCUGUUAAUGUUCUACCAAGUGUACUUUACCUUUUGACCUGUGCCCUGCGUGAGGUGGCCUCAAUUCAAGACUCCACCUCACAGAAAACAGUUUCAGCUGCACUACAGGCUUUAAAACAACUUACCACAUCUGCAUUCACACAGCACCCUAAAUGUUCCAAGGACUGGAUUGACUUGCUUCAAAGUGCUUUAGCCACAGUUUUGUCAGAUUCCAAAGCUAAUGAGGAGUUUGCAGCUUUUGGUGCAGUAUCAGAAUCACCUGCAAUGGAUGACUCUGUGGUGAUGCUUGCAUUGGCCAUCUUCAUUCUCUCAGCACCAAAAGAAGUGGUGUUGGCAUCAGACUUACAGCAACAGUGUAUUAAAUUAUUUACCAGGUGCCUUAAAUCAACAAUGCAGAUUCAGCUCAAGGCUCUACAGACAUUGGAGUCUGUCUUCCAGUGUAGAGAGCAUAGUGUGGCCUAUCCUUUCAUCAAUGCUUUAGCUCCUCACAUUGUGAUGAUUUUGAAUGACAUGUGUGUUAAGAAGCCAAGCAGCGAGGAACAGGUGACAAUCACUUUAGCUGCCAUCAAGAUCCUGGAGAAUUUGGUGGAACGGACAGAUGACCAUUUAAAGGUGCAUAUGCUAGGAUUGCUUGUACCAAUCCUUAUAUCAUUGCUGUCAGACAGUGCUAACCUCCCAAAAGGAGGGAAGAUAACCAGGAACCUUCAUGAUCAGGCUCUGCAGAAACUUAUGAAAAUUGGACCCAAAUACCCUGGGCCUUUCCGUAGCAUCAUGAGUUCACAGCCUGAACUAAAGUCACGUUUAGAAAGUGCAGUCAGAGCUAAUCAGGCAUCAGCCAAACCAAAGCAACCAGCUGUCCAGGCUAAAGUGGCACCAGCACAGCCAUCCAUCAAGCUACGUAUGGACUUCAGUAACUUCAAAUAGCUGGCUUGUUCUCACUAUAAUUAUCAGUUGAGUAAGGCAUGGAAAAAGUUUUGUGCUGGGAGUUUGACUGUAAAAUAACAAUGUUACCAAUAAAUGACUGUGAAUAUA